UGGAGUGAGAACACGAUAUUACUAAGUCGUCCAUACAUAACUAAAUCGUUAAAGAAAUUAGAAAGUAAAAUAUUUCAAGAAUGACGUCACAAUGGAAGACUCAAGAUAAAGUUUUUUUGAUAACCGGGGGAGCAUCUGGUCUAGGAGCAGAAUACGUCAAGAUAUUUUUGCAGCUUGGAGCUAAGAGCAUGGCCGUCCUAGAUAUUGCUGAAGCAGUCGGCAAAACCUUUGUUGCAUCACUCAACGAAACAUAUCCAGGGAAGGCUAUGUUCAUCAAAUGUGACGUUAGUAAAGAAGAUGAAAUAAAGACCGCUUUCCAACAAGUACUGGACGCGAACAAGAGAAUAGAUGUCAUCAUUAACAACGCAGGAAUCAUGAAUGAUGCUCCAAAUCAAUGGAGAACCGCGAGCGAUGUCAAUUGGCAAGGUUUGGUUUCAUUCACACUCAAAGGUAUGGAACAUAUGCGCAAAGAUAAAGGAGGGGCUGGUGGCACUAUUAUUAACAUUUCAUCUAUUGCUGCACUCUACAAGUACCCUAAUUUGCCAAUUUACUGUGGUGCCAAAAUGGCAGUAUUACAUUUCGGUCAAACUCUUUCCGUGCCUCCGUUCUUCGAUAGCACUGGUGUGCGUGUUUUGACUAUCUGCUUUGGACCGACUCUAACACCAUUGAUGGAUAAUCUUACUGAGCGUUCAGUAGAUAGGGAAUUUGGGGAAGCAUACUUGAAAUCAGUAAUUGAUCUAAGCGCCAUCCAAAGAAUCGAAUCAGCUGUGACGGCCUUCGUUAAAAUGUUUAAGGAAGGAGAGCCUGGCUCUAUUUGGCUAUCAGUAAAAAAUAAACCAGGCAUGGAUAUUACAUCCGACAUUAACAAAACCUUUGAUGAAUUUAAAAUGAAGUGGUUAGCCUAGUAUGGUCGAGCUUAAGUAUGAAAAGAAUAAAAUAUAAAUAUCUUUAUUUACUAUAGAGAGUGACAAUAACAUAACAAAUUGGAACAACAGUCAGGGAACGUCACGAAGCAUCAAUAGUUAAUAAAAGUGCUAUUAUGUGGAGAGAAGAACUGAAAAAGAAGCUCCCAGUCCAUCUUUUAAAUAACAAAAUUGCAUAGCCUACAAUUUUGGAGCACUAAAAUACUAUGAAAAUCCGCAAAAUCGGCAAAAGCUGCAGAACUCAAUCUAUUUGAAAAAAUUCUGGUAAAUAAUCGCCACUGUACUUUACUGUCUAUGAUAAUGCCAAGAAAGCAAUCGAAUUCACAAAUUCCAAAGUUUUGAAAUCUAGCAUUACCUAUGUUUGCUGCACAUUCAGUAGUUGUAAUAAUACAAUUGGUUAUUUACUAUUUAACUAUAGGUUAUAAUUUUUUGUGAACCAAUUUAUUACUUUUUAUGCAACAGAUAAAACUCUGUGGUCCGCCUGUCUCUACAUCGGAACCUUUUGAUUAUAUUCCGGAAAUGUCUACAAAUUGUUUAGGACUAAAUAAGAAGUCAUUAAUUUUAAAGAAUUUUCACAAAGACUUAAACUUGAGCUUGAUUGACAGAGUAGUAAAAUCCACGCAAUCAAAUGCAUUCGAAAGAUCACCAAAAUUUGCAAUUGCGUCAUCGUCCUACCAGCAGUCAAACUCGUCAUGUUUAACAAGUGCCAUUCCAUCAUCCAUGGUUGACUAGCCUCUGAUAAAACCAAAUUGCUUGGGUUGUAAUAGAUGAGUGACCGUAAAGUUUCACACUUUAGCCAUUUUACUUUUUAGCAGUUGAUUUAGUAUUAGUUCUUCACAUAUUUUAGUAAACACCGGUAGAAUAGGCUAACUAGUCUCAAUAGAUGCGUAUUAAAAAUGUUUGUUACGUUUUCUGUAAUCUGUAAAUAAGAAGUUGGGUCUGUUAUAUAAUAUUCAUUUACAACAAUUUUUAUAAUUUAUUAUAAAUAAUACAGUUUUAUUUCAAUUCAAUAAAGCGAAUUUAAUUAAUUUGUGUUAUUGUAUUCUUGCCGAAAUAUCCUCAGUAAUGAUUUCAUGUUAAAAUUUUUGUAAUUUCUGGAAAACUUCUAACGGCCGUUCCUAAUAUUCAGUCUAUCUCUUACUUGAGAUAAAAAUCGUAACUAUCGUCGACUUUUCUGUCCCAAUAAACUUAUCGACGGUAACUCACCUUAUCCGUACACGCUGUCUGUCAAAUGAGACGACGUA
Molecule: messenger RNA, 2167 nt
Organism: Leptidea sinapis
Lineage: Eukaryota; Metazoa; Arthropoda; Insecta; Lepidoptera; Pieridae
Product: 15-hydroxyprostaglandin dehydrogenase [NAD(+)]-like
Exons: 5
Coding region: 81-905 (274 amino acids)
Cellular component (GO): cytoplasm
Molecular function (GO): oxidoreductase activity, acting on the CH-OH group of donors, NAD or NADP as acceptor
Source: RefSeq, a predicted model, not a curated record